Paramecium primaurelia is the source of this 2777-nucleotide messenger RNA. The record is from the annotation of a GenBank genome assembly. Lineage: Eukaryota; Ciliophora; Oligohymenophorea; Peniculida; Parameciidae.
AUGCAAAUAAACUCAGAAUUGUUAACAGAGAGACCUUUAAUUCCUUAAAUUAAGAAAUCUGAUUCCCUUAGAAGCCAAAGUUAAUUUAAGUCUUGUCCAGCAUAUUUUAAAACAUUAUAACUUCAAAAAAUAUAAAACAUUAAGUAAAAUUAAGGAAUAGAUCAAUCAUCUAAGGUCAAUCCAUUAAAUGUAUUUGUAAAAAUCAUCAGAUUCAUUACAAUUAUUACUUAAUCAAUAUUUCCAUAGGAUUUUAAAUAUUUAGAUGCUAAUAUGUUUCGUAUUAUUAAUGACAAAGCUUCAGAUUUUAAGUUUUAUGUAAAGAAUGAUUACUUUAAAUAUAUAGUAAUACUUAUUUAAUCUUAGAAAGCAGCCCCAGAUUCAAGGUUAUAACAUUGGAUAUAAAAAACACUAUUCUAGCAAUAUAGUUUAUAAAACUUAAUCGAUUAUUUGUCUAAUAGUAGAUUUUUAUUCAAACCAGAAUAAAAGUUAAUUUUAAUCUGGAAUAUAUAUUUACUAUUUAUGACAAAUUUCAAUUUUUUAUACUGCACAAUAAAAUUUGCAUUUGAUUUUGAAAAUUAUAGACCUGAUAAUUAUAAGGAAGGUGAAGUUUUCUUUUUGAUUAUUCCUUUUUUUAGUUAUUUGAUAGAUAUAUUAGUUAAAUUAAAUAUUUGUUAUUAUGAAGCGGGAUAUUUAGUUACAGAUAGGAAUAAAAUUAUAAAACAUUUUUAUCUUUCUAAAGAUACAUUUAUAGAUAUAUUCUUAAUAAUAAUAUCUUUAGCAUAUUUCUUUGAUAAGAAGAGCAAUAAUAUUUUAUAAUUAUUUAUGGUAAUCAAAAUAUUUGAUGUUCCAAAGAGAGUUGGAUUAAUAUUGGAUAAAUUGGAAUUAACAACAAAUCAUUGGGCAAUUUAUGAUUUAAUUAGAUUAUUGUACUUAAUUGUAUUAGAAGCACAUAUCUUUUGUUGUUUUUUAUAUUUUAUUGGGAAAUAAAAUAAAACUAUUUCAUGGAUAAUUUAAGAGAAUCUUGAAAAUGCUGAUCUUAUUACUAGUUAUGUAUAUAUAUUACAAUUAUAUUAAGAUUACAUCAUUUUACUGGAGUGUUAUUACUAUGACAACCAUAGGCUAUGGAGAUUUUGCUCCAUCAAAUUUGAAUGAAAGAGUCUUAGUAAUCUUUGUAGCAAUUACAUCAUGUUGUACAUUUGGGUAUUUUGUAUCAUCUGUUGGAUAAAUCAUAAAUUCUAUAUAGAAAAAAGAAUAGAAGAUAAGAUUAGAUUUGAAUGAUUUAAAAAAAUAUUUAAGAAUUAGAGGAUUUAAUUAAUAAUUAUAAAUUAAAGUAAGAAGAUAUUUUGAAUAUUUAUGGAAUGAUUGUAUGCGUUAAGAUUAAAUUGAUAUGAUGAAAUUACAAUAAUAAUUGCCAAGUAAUUUAUUUAAUGUAAAUAUGAUUAUUAAUUUAUUAGGAGAUGAUUUUAGAUUUAAAUAUGAAAAGUAUAUCAAAGAUUCCAUUCUUUAAUGAAAAUUUUAGUUCAGAUUUUCUUUAAUCAUUGGCUGGGGAUUUUGAAGAGGAACGUUUAACUCCUUGGUAAAGUAUAUUUACUAAAGGUGAGUAAAGUCGAUAUUUAUAUAUUUUAUGUGAAGGAGAAGUUGAAUAUUAUGUUUAAUUGCCUGAAGGAUCAUCAAAUUCAAUUUCUAUAUAGAAAAUUGAUGGUUAAGAUGAAAUAUUUGGAUAAUAAGAUUUCUUGCUUGAUUAACAUCAUUCAAUUAAUUGUCGAACAACUAAGUUAACUAGAAUAUUAAAGAUUAGUAGAGAGAAUUUCUAAUAAAUUGCCAAAAAAUAUGGAUAUGUAAUAUAUAUUGUAUAUAUUAGGAAAAAUAUUGUUAAUUGAAAGAUUUGGUAAAAUUUUCAGGAAGAUUUGAUGAAUUUCAUAUAUAAUGUAUUGGAUGCAGCAAAUCUACACAUUUAUUAUAUAAUUGUCCUAUGUUAAGUGGUUUUCCAAGUAAGACGAAAACAUUAAUAAAGUAUAAAAAAAGAUUUUGUUAAGAAAGAAGAUUUAUAUAAAGAAAUAAUAAUUAUAAACGUAUAUCAACAUUAAGUUUUGAAAAUAAAAUUGCUGAUAGUGUAUUAUACUAUCUAUUAAGAGAUCCUAAAAUGUAUGAACAAUUAAGUAAUUAAAUUAAUCGAACAACUCCAAUAAAUUAAAAUGGAAUUAGAUUGAAAUCUAAAAAAAAAUUAUCAAUUUAACCUAAAAGAGGAGUACCUGUAUUUUUAAGUUAAGAAUUUUCUAGAUCACUUGAGGCUAAUUACGAAAAAAGCUUAGGUACAUAAUUUAGUAAAGAAUAAUAAAAUUUAUUAAAGAAAAUAACUUAACAUGAUUAAGAAUUAUCAAAAGAUGAUAGUUUCAAAAUAUCUAAAGGAUUAAAUAAAUAAUUUAUAACUAAAAGUACUUAAAGUAUGACUAUGUUGAAAAGUUAAGAUGCAAUAGAAGAGGAUGAAUAAGAAACAGAAACCCUUGAAAUUAAUCCUAUUUGGAUUGAACAAUAAAGUAAAUUUAUGUUUAAUAACAAAAGAUCAAAAUGAAAAUAUGGGAAGAUACAAGGACAUUUUUGAAUGUUUUGAUUAAUAAAGAGAUUAUGAUUAAUACAUGCCUCAUAUGAAUUUUAGAGAAAUACAAAAUCAUCUUUAAAGUAAUAAUGAUUAAGAUAGUUUUCAUAAUUUCAUAGAUGCAAAUAUUGUAAGGAGAAAAUGGAAAAAAUCAAAAAUUGUUAUAGUCUUAGAAUCUUGA